CUUCGUCUUAACAUCUUUUUUUGCGUGAAUUUCGUGAUAUUUUUGUUUUAUCGGUUGUUUACGAUUGCAAGUCAACUUAAUCCUGAAUCUACAUAAAUAGAAUGAAAUAAUAAAUGAAUUCUUAAUACGAAUGCUUUUGAAAUGAUUAAAAAGUUGUAGUGUAUGUGGCGAACGUCACAUAUAUAUAUAUUUACAUUUGCGCUUAUUCAACUCAAUAAAUCAUCUGUUGUUGAUUGUCUGACUCGCAGAAGAAGAAGAAGAAGAAAAAAUACAAAGAGCAUAUAGAAAAAUAUUAAACAAACGUACAUUUUAUUAGACCAUUGUAGCUGGAAUAUUGGUGAUAUUGAAACUAAUGGAAACUGAAGGGCCUCUACUACAAUUUGCUCCGUUACAAUCUUUCGUCAGCCCCUCAUUUUGGCAUAAGUUAACCGAAAUUAAGAUAGAUUUCGAUCGUUUAAAUGACGAACCUAAAUCUAUUUGCGGCUACUAUUCGCCUCGGCAGGCGAAGUCCUGCUUAUUGGAAGUGGAUUGUACUGCUUUUAACAGUAAUUUUAAAGAACCGAAAUUUUGCUUUAAAGCUUAUGGUACAAUUUACAAUAAAAACACUUUAGAAAAGUUCAAGGAAACAGAUAAAACUUCUCUACUCCAGCAAGAAGGUUCAAAGCUACUGGAAGAGUUUCGUACUGAUACAAUUUUAAAAGAUCCCAGUCGUUUAGCUAGAUUUUUUAUUUUAUCCUUUGCUGAUUUGAAAAAUUAUAAUUAUUACUAUUGGUUUGGAUUCCCUAGUCCCUUAACGAGUACUUUGAAGUUGAUGAAUCCCGUCGUAAAAUUAAGAGACAUUCCAGAAAAAGGAUCACUAAUACAAGAAGCCUUUGCAAUGAGGGGUGCGGAAUGCGCAGGAAACUUUUUUAUACUCUCUGUGAAUAAAGACAAUAAAAAUUGCUUUACGCUCAAGGAAUUCGUGAAUAAAUUUAAAAGCUUGCCGGAGGGUGGAAUAAAAGAUUUAUACUUUUGCUUUGCCGACAAUAGUGAAUAUGUGGAACCAUCGUGGGUGAUGCGUGUUUAUGUAGCAUUCUUAUUAUAUAAAUGUCCCUUUUUGUUGCAACAAAAACUUCAAUUUGUUGGCGUACGUUACGAUCGAGAUAUGAAUUGGAAUGAGAGCCAAAUAUGGCAAGUUAAGCAAAGUAUUGAAGCUGAUGAUUAUUUGAAGGAAUUUAAUAAUGAAAAUGUGAAAUUCGUCGGCUGGGAAUUAAAUCGUAAUCGGAAACUUCAACCACGUAUGAUCUCAAUGAAAGCGAGCAUGGAUCCGACCAUUUUGGCAGAAAAUUCCGUAAAUCUAAAUUUAAAAUUAAUGAAAUGGCGCUUGCUACCUGACUUAAAUCUGAAUAUAUUGGCGACGACUAAAUGUUUGCUAUUUGGGGCUGGCACUUUAGGUUGCGCCGUGGCACGAACGUUAUUGGGAUGGGGUUUCAAACGCAUUACUUUUGUUGACAGUGGUAAAGUAAGUUUUUCCAAUCCGGUGCGUCAGUAUUUGUACACACAUCAAGACGCUUGCAAAGACAAUAUUAUGAAGUCUACAAUAGCAGCAGAACGUAUUAAAGAAAUUAAUCCAUCAGUGAAUUCUUCAGGUUAUGUUUUAAAUAUACCUAUGCCGGGUCAUCCAAUUGGCGAAAGAUUAAAGGAACAAACUAUUAAAGAUUUAAGUAAAUUGAAAGAUUUGGCUCAACAGCAUGAUGCGUUUUUUUUGCUAACCGAUUCUAGAGAAAGCCGCUGGUUGCCAACUCUACUAGGAACAGCUUAUCAAAAGAUAGUCAUUAAUGCUGCUCUAGGCUUUGAUAGCUAUUUAGUUCAGCGCCAUGGUUCUACAAAGCGUGCGGAGAAAAUCGGCGAUUCAGCUACAGAAGUACAAGUAGAUAAUCUGAGAUGUAUUAAAGGUGAAGACUUGGGCUGUUAUUUUUGUAAUGACGUUACAGCACCAGGAAAUUCUCUAAAAGAUCGUACUUUGGAUCAACAAUGUACUGUCACCCGACCUGGAGUUUCGAAUAUAGCAGCUAGUUAUGCGGUUGAAUUGUUGGUAUCUUUAUUGCAACAACCGUUAAAAGAAUUGUCUCCCGCCUAUUACGCGACAACAAAAGGUGCAAAUGGGAAUACUAGCGAUAUACCUGAAGGUCUCUUAGGAGUAAUACCGCACUCUAUACGAGGCUCACUUUUUAAUUAUGAAAAUAUUUUACCGGCAACGCGGAAAUUUACUCAAUGUAUUGCUUGUUCCGAGAAAGUUGUCGGAGCUUUCCAAGCCGAAGGUGACAUUUUUCUCUUUAAAGUUUUCCAAACUUCCACUUAUUUAGCAGAUCUAACUGAUAUUUCCAAAUUUGGGGAAAUAAACAACGAGGUAAUUGAUCUGGAAUCGGAUUUGGAAUUAUCUGACUAAAUAUAUUCAAUAGUUAGAUAAUUAUUAAGUGAAAGAAUGCAAACAUUUAUUACGCAUUUAUAUACAUAACUGAAUUUUCACAUAAUAUUAAUUAAGUAUAAUUAAUUUGGAUUUUUUAUUAUUGCUAGAAAUAUGCGUUAUUUGUAAAAAGACAAGAAUAAACUGAAGUCCAUAUAAAUUUAUAAAGAAAAAGUAAACAUGGCUUACAUCGAAUUUUUCUGUUCUUAUUAUGGUGCGUCCACAUACAAUACCAUAGGUGCGAUAUUUGUCAGCAUACGGCGAAAACGUUACGUAAUUAAAAAAGACUUUGUGUAGACGGGAAAGUUUCCUCAAUGAACGAAUGGAAAAUGGAUAUUUAAAAUCAUGUAGUAUUAUACAAUAGCGAUGGCGGUGCCUUUCCACACUUUGAGGGGUCCACAUUAUUUGCGUGCUACAAAGCUGUAUAAUACAUUCCUAACGCGUUGAAGUGUGCCUUAAAGGCUUCAUCCAGAAUUAAAUGCGAAUCAGGCUCAUGAUAAUUGUUUUGCGCGUUAUAAUAAGGACAAGGGAGUCAUCAAAAUUUACGCGUGGCUUGCACGCAGGAAAUGCUGUUUUGCUCAUCCUAAUUUCACUGGAAAGGACGCCCCCAUAUAUGUUUCUUUUCGAACCAUGUUCAUAACUAAUCAUUAACCAUGGUCAAGUCGUUCCGGAGGAAACACGGUUUCAGGCCCAGAUCAAAGUUAACUGUACGACAACGUCGUAAUGAACUUUUGCACCGGAAAUCCCCUUUGGUUUAUUGGAAAACGCAGGAUUCAUCGAAAGCGUUUUGCCCGAUUUAAUCAAUGUUGAAAUUUAGCGGUGGAAUUUUAAAGGGCCAAUUAAAGUUUUGAUUUAACAUAUAUAAAUACGGCAAUUUAAAAAAAACUGGAAAAUGUUCAAAUUUUUCUUUUUUAAAUCAAUUUGCUAUUCAUGGUUCUUAAAAAAGUCUUCACACUUUGUAAGGUAUCUGAAAUAUUACAUAUUUCACACAAUAUAGAAUCGUCGCAAUCAUAUUAAAAAACCAAUUCUUUGUAGAUUUCUAAAAUUAUUUCUUCCGUCAAUCAAAUUCUGCGUAGACGCGCAUAAAUAUUUUAUUUACAAAUUAUGCUUGAAUGAUCUAUUUCCCCUUUCUCUAAAGUGAACAAUCUGUUUGCUUAUCAUAAACAAGUUGAAAUGAACUUUGCUU
This is a messenger RNA of Glossina fuscipes, 3632 nucleotides long. RefSeq names its product ubiquitin-like modifier-activating enzyme atg7 (gene Atg7). The transcript is spliced from 11 exons. The coding region runs from base 353 to 2428 and encodes 691 amino acids. Gene Ontology annotation, biological process: C-terminal protein lipidation; protein modification by small protein conjugation; piecemeal microautophagy of the nucleus. Gene Ontology annotation, molecular function: Atg12 activating enzyme activity; Atg8 activating enzyme activity. Lineage: Eukaryota; Metazoa; Arthropoda; Insecta; Diptera; Glossinidae. Gene Ontology annotation, cellular component: phagophore assembly site; cytoplasm. The record is from RefSeq and is a predicted model, not a curated record.